AUGAAUACCACCCUUCCAUCCUGGAAGGAUCGGACGCAAAACCAGUUCGGCAAGCUCCAGAUUCAAGUUCCAUGGCGCUCCAUACAACUUCUCGUGCCGCACCGUAUGCGACGAAAGAUUCGGUCGAAGCUGCGCAGUCGGAUCUCGCCUACCUCUUCGAUAUCCUCGUUGCAGACAUCGUUCUCGCCUGCAGAUACACUCAGAUCGUUGCAAAGUCAUCGAUGGACACUCUAUGACUUCCAGUAUCUUUUGCUGCUGAUUGUCGGCAUAUUCUCCCUGAGCGUUAUGGAAUCACCUGGACCACUGGCAAAGACCGCUGCAUUUACGCUACUCCUCAUCUCUCUCCUUCUCCCGAUUACGCGCCAAUUCUUCUUGCCAUUCCUUCCGAUUGCCGGAUGGCUUAUAUUUUUCUACGCUUGCCAGUUCAUCCCUAGCGACUGGCGCCCUGCAAUCUGGGUUCGCGUGCUGCCAGCUCUGGAAAACAUUCUUUACGGUGCCAACAUCAGCAACAUCCUUUCCGCUCACCAAAACGUGGUGCUUGACGUUUUGGCGUGGCUUCCCUACGGAAUCUGCCAUUAUGGCGCGCCCUUUGUGUGCUCAGCGAUCAUGUUCAUCUUCGGUCCUCCCGGCACCGUCCCCCUUUUCGCUCGAACUUUUGGAUACAUCAGCAUGGCUGCAGUCACCAUUCAGCUGUUUUUCCCCUGCUCUCCUCCGUGGUACGAAAAUCUGUAUGGCUUGGCUCCGGCUGAUUACUCCAUGCCGGGUAAUCCUGCGGGCCUUGCUCGUAUCGAUGAGCUUUUUGGGAUAGACUUGUACACCUCGGGCUUCAGACAAUCUCCCGUCGUUUUCGGCGCAUUCCCUUCUCUACAUGCCGCCGAUUCGACUCUUGCAGCUCUGUUCAUGAGCCAAGUCUUCCCACGGUUGAAGCCCUUGUUCGUCAUCUAUACCCUCUGGAUGUGGUGGGCUACAAUGUAUCUCUCGCACCACUACGCUGUCGAUCUGGUUGGUGGUGGCCUCUUGGCAACUGUUGCAUUCUACUUUGCCAAAACGCGGUUCAUGCCUCGCGUCCAGAAUGAUAAGAUGUUCCGCUGGGACUACGAUUAUGUUGAGUACGGCGAUUCCGCACUCGACUAUGGGUACGGUUCAGCCGGCUUCGAAGGAGAGUUCAACCUCGAUAGCGAUGAGUGGACCGUUGGUUCUUCGUCAUCCAUCUCGUCCGGCUCCCUCAGCCCAGUUGACGACCACUACUCUUGGGAGGGCGAGACUCUUACCUCUCCUGCUACCGACAUCGAGUCUGGAAGGCAUUUCUGA
Molecule: messenger RNA, 1311 nt
Organism: Aspergillus viridinutans
Lineage: Eukaryota; Fungi; Ascomycota; Eurotiomycetes; Eurotiales; Aspergillaceae
Product: phosphatase PAP2 family protein
Exons: 2
Coding region: 1-1311 (436 amino acids)
Biological process (GO): inositol phosphoceramide metabolic process; sphingolipid biosynthetic process
Cellular component (GO): inositol phosphoceramide synthase complex
Molecular function (GO): inositol phosphoceramide synthase activity
Source: RefSeq, a predicted model, not a curated record